GUAAUUUUGUGUGCUGAGUGAAGGAAAAUUAUAAUAACACAAACGUUUAGUUAAAACAUCUGCGCGCAACUGGUUUGACUUGUAUUACCUUUUACAAUCGGCAGCAUAGAAUGUCUUAUAACCGUCAUGAGAAAAUUGCAGAAAGUUUGGCUUUUACAGUCAAGGUCGGCGAUUGUCACCUCCAACAGUUUUCCUAUAGAUAUAAACAAUUGAAAGCGAAACCGUGUAACACAUGCACCCUUUUACAGUGUUUUAAUAGACAACAACGUUCAUUCAGAUUUAUUGAUACGCUAGUGCUUGCAGUGCUUCUGAUUUUAAUAAUGAGUGCGCUUACAAUUGAUGCAAUUCGAAAUGAAACGCAAAAGAGCCAAGUGCAGUGUUUGGAAGGUUCUCACUUCUAUCGGGAUCCUAAUCGCCCGGUCCACAAAAUCUGGACGAAUACGGAGUGCUCCAAAUAUUACUUGUGUUUGGAAGGUGAAGUAUUUCAUUUUAAGUGUUCAGAAGGCCUUAAUUUCGAUGUGAUUCGUCAAAUAUGUGAUUUUAAGCAAAACGUUGAAAAUUGUCACAUUACGGCUGAAACUCCUAUACCUAAGCCGCUUUUGGAUAAGGCUACUUGCGCAGAGUUGGACUAUUGGGGUUGUGCUGACGGCACCUGCUUACCAACUGAAUAUUUUUGCGAUGGUUCGCUAGACUGCCCUGAUGAGUCUGACGAAGGUUGGUGUGAUGUUGAAAACGAUCCCAAUGCCGCCGGACCGUGUGAUCUCCGUUAUUGUCGUCUACCGGAUUGUUUUUGCUCUAAAGAUGGUACUCACAUACCAGGAUUUUUGGAUGUUCGAUCAGUGCCCCAAAUGAUUCUGUUAACAUUUGAUGGUCCCGUGAACUUUGAAAAUUGGGAGUUAUUUUCACAAACUCUUUUUAAGGGUAAUAGGCGGAAUCCUAACAAUUGUCCCAUUAAAGCUACAUUUUUUGUGCCACAUUCUUACACAAAUUAUCAAUACGUUCAAAAGCUUUGGAAUAACGGUCAUGAAGUAGCAGUGCAGUCUGUUACGCAGCGUAGUCCAGAGAUUUGGUGGUCAAAGAAUGCCACUAUUGAGGAUUGGUUUGAUGAGAUGGUAGGGCAAGCUAAUAUACUAAAUCGUUUUGCUAGCGUACGUAUGGAAGAGAUUAGGGGUAUGCGUGUUCCUUUUUUAAGAGUUGGUUGGAAUCGUCAAUUUCUAAUGAUGAAGGAGUUUGGUUUUGUGUAUGAUUCUUCCAUGGUUGCGCCUUUUUCUAAUACUCCUCUAUGGCCUUAUACAUUGGAUUAUAAAAUGCCUCAUACUUGCACCGGUAUGCAACAAAAUUGUCCAUCUCGCAGUUAUUCCGGCUUGUGGGAAUUAGUUAUAAAUCAAUUGGAAUUUGGCGAUUAUACUUGCAGUAUGAUUGAUAACUGUCCCGUUUAUUUAAAUGGAGACGAUAUUUAUCGUAUGCUAACCCACAAUUUUAAACGCCAUUAUUUGAGCAAUCGCGCGCCGUUUGGGUUAUACUUUCAUGCCCUUUGGUUUAAGAAAACAGAAUAUUUAAACGCUUUCCUAAAAUUUCUGGAUGAUUUAAAAAAAUUUCCGGACGUUUAUUUUGUAACUAAUCAACAAGCCAUACAGUGGAUGAGACAUCCAAUAGCUAGCAAUCAACUGCAUCAGAUUGAAUCCUGGAAUUGUAAGCCAAAAAAGUUGGAGCCCCAUGAGCUCGCUUGUCAAAUAGCGAACACUUGCAAGUUACGCAGUCGGGUCCUGCAACAAGAUCGUUAUUUUCACACGUGCAAAGAGUGCCCGGCGCAAUAUCCUUGGAUACGUAAUGAGUUCGGUUUAGAUUAAAAAAAAUAGGCUUAGUUAACCCAUUCGUCGUUAAUCCAUUCAUCACCUAU
This is a messenger RNA of Glossina fuscipes, 1900 nucleotides long. RefSeq names its product chitin deacetylase 1 (gene ChLD3). Gene Ontology annotation, biological process: carbohydrate metabolic process. Bases 111 to 1850 code for a protein of 579 amino acids. The transcript is spliced from 5 exons. The record is from RefSeq and is a predicted model, not a curated record. Gene Ontology annotation, molecular function: protein binding; chitin binding. Gene Ontology annotation, cellular component: extracellular region. NCBI's taxonomy places the organism in Eukaryota, Metazoa, Arthropoda, Insecta, Diptera, Glossinidae.